AUGGCUCAACCAAUAGCGCCCUCUUGUACCGAUUACAAGUGGGAGUACGAUGUGUUCCUUAGCUUCCAUGGUGAAGACACCCGCUUAGGUUUCGUUGCCUUUAUUCGCGAAUCUCUUCAUCAAAGAGGAAUUCGUGUCUUUAUUGAUGAUAGGUUCAUCAGAACGGGGGGUGAGAUCACACCAGUACUCCUCAAAGCCAUACAAGAAUCCAGCAUAGCUAUUAUAGUUUUCUCCAAAAGCUAUGCAAACUCCGCAUUCUGCCUGCAGGAACUUGCAGAGAUUCUAGAGUGCUUUAAAGAAGAAGGUCAGUUGACAUAUCCGGUAUUUUGUCACGUACAUCCAUCAGAGUUGCGACGUCCGAGAAGAAGCUAUGCAAAAGCCUUGGCUAGACUAAAGGAGAGUUUUAAUGACAAUAAAGAAAAAGUAGAAAAGCGGAGGUUGGCUUUGUCCCAAGCAUUAGGGCCUGUUUGGGUAUCUUAA
Molecule: messenger RNA, 480 nt
Organism: Neltuma alba
Lineage: Eukaryota; Viridiplantae; Streptophyta; Magnoliopsida; Fabales; Fabaceae
Product: TMV resistance protein N-like
Exons: 1
Coding region: 1-480 (159 amino acids)
Biological process (GO): signal transduction
Source: RefSeq, a predicted model, not a curated record